AUGUCCAACAUCGCCGCCGCAAGCGAUUUGAACGAGGUCAAAGUCAUCGACGGCGACGGUGAUGUCCUACUGGUCAUUGGCGCAACUAAGCAGUCUCUUCGAGUCUCUUCUCGCGCUCUCUCGGUGUCGCCUGUGUUCAAAUCGAUGUUGGGGCCACAUUUCCGCGAGGGACAACAGCCGCGUAGCACCGCAGGGCCUGUGCCUAUCUUGCUACCAGAAGACAACUACGAUGGCACAAGGGUGAUGUGCCAGAUGCUCCACCUUCUCAAGGUUGAGUCUGAUGAGGAACAUGGCUCGAACUGCAUCUACGACUAUCGUGCCGCUGCUGUCACAAUGAAGAAGUACCAGGUUUUGGACAUUUUCCACUACCAUCUAGUCGGAGUCCUUUACGAAUGGCUUUACGACUACCCGGAAGAAGAUGCGAUCGAUGUCGUGAUCGAGGCUGUUGUCCUGGCCUACUUACUCGACUGCAACGAAGCCUUCGAGAAAGCUACCGCGCAGCUUAUCAAGAAUUGCUAUGAUGGAACGAUGACACUAUUGGGUACUUCGGUCAUAGAUCUGCUUCCUGCUUCGAGUCUCCUGAUCCUCGAAGAGCGACGCGCUGCGGCACAAAACAAGCGGUUACGGCCAGGUACUGAAGCGUUGUGCUUGCAGUGCACGAAGCAAGGCACGCAGGAUCGAUACGAGACCUGCACGAUCGAUCAUUAG
Messenger RNA from Cercospora beticola, 708 nucleotides. RefSeq lists its product as uncharacterized. The record is from RefSeq and is a predicted model, not a curated record. Lineage: Eukaryota; Fungi; Ascomycota; Dothideomycetes; Mycosphaerellales; Mycosphaerellaceae.